Molecule: messenger RNA, 1464 nt
Organism: Penicillium waksmanii
Lineage: Eukaryota; Fungi; Ascomycota; Eurotiomycetes; Eurotiales; Aspergillaceae
Exons: 2
Coding region: 1-1464 (487 amino acids)
Source: RefSeq, a predicted model, not a curated record
AUGGCUGAUCCCCCUUCACCCUCUACUUCCCGCCCGGCUUUGAUGCGCCGCCGUGUCCCAGCGCGUGCAGCCACCUUCGUCGAGGGAACGCCCAUCCCCGACUGGCCCCAACGUCGUAACUCAACUCUAUCCGAUUCCAUCUCAGAGGCCCGCAACUCUAUCCGAUCUUCGACCGAUGAUCUGUUUUUACCCCGUGUCGCCAAAGGCAAAGAACCCGUCGCUACGGAGGAGUCGCAUUGGCACUCCACGCCACUCGGUCUGGCCCUGCUGCCAGCUAUCGCUGGCGUUUUCUUUCAAGAUGGAAGCGCAUUCGUGACCGACGUGACGCUAUUGAUCUUAGCCGCGAUCUUCCUGAACUGGUCCGUUCGGCUACCUUGGGACUGGUAUCGCUCAGCCCAGACUCUCCAGAGAGAGCAGGCUGCAUUGAAUACAGUAUCAGAGUCUCCACUCGAGGCGGAUUUGAAGGAAGAAGACGAGGAAGAUGAUGAACGAGUUGAUUCUCCGGGCGAUACGCAGCUUCCAAAACAUCACCAUCACCAUCACCGCUCAUCGGCCCAGGCAGAGGCCACAAAGGAACUCCAGAUACAUGAACUAGCCGCCCUAGCAGCAUGUUUCAUAUUCCCAGUUGUUGGCACCUGGCUCCUUCACGCUAUCCGAUCCAGUCUUUCAAGACCUUCAGAGGGCCUCGUCUCGAACUACAACCUCACCAUCUUUCUACUGGCUUCGGAAGUGCGCCCAUUCUCUCAUCUUCUUAAGCUUAUGCAAGCCCGUACCCUCCAUCUACAGCGCAUCGUAGCAUCGACCUCGGUCGAAGACGCAAUCGACCACGAAAAGGUCCAAGAUCUCUCGAAACGUCUUGAAGAGCUCGAAGCGCAUGUCGCCGAGGCCGCGGCCGCACGCCUCUCCUCAUCCCAUACCCACGGUCAAUCUAAAUCAGAAUAUGCAGAAUUAAGCGAUGCUCCGUCUCUUCUUACACAAGCGGUAGUCGAAAGCCGCCGAGCAAUACAACCCGAUAUAGAAGCGCUAAAUCGCGCCGUCCGUCGCUACGAGAAACGCACUGCUCUCUCCGCCUCAAACACAGACACCCGCUUCCAGCAACUCGAAGCAAGCACCCGCGACGCCCUCGCUUUAGCAGCGGCAGCCCAGCGAUCUAGCGCAGCGCGCAAAACAAGCUAUGCAUUCAUUCUGGUCGACUGGGUCUGUGCCUGCAUCGUCGUCCCUGCUCAACUAGCCAUGUCUAUCCUCAAUCUCCCCGGUCGCGCUGCCUCCUGCUGUGCCACGGCUGCUCGCCGUAUGAUUGGGCGUCCUGCGCCCAUUUCCAAGUCGCGGUCCCGGAGCGGAAAGAGUAAAGGUCUGCAGGCUGGUAAUGGGUCUAGGUUUCGGUCGAAGUCACCUCCACCUCGUACCCCGAUUGUGUCACCGCUAGCACAGCAUAUAGCGAGUGGUAAGGGGGCAAUUCACUAG